Messenger RNA from Kwoniella mangroviensis CBS 8507, 645 nucleotides. RefSeq lists its product as uncharacterized. The transcript is spliced from 3 exons. Bases 1 to 645 code for a protein of 214 amino acids. The record is from RefSeq and is a predicted model, not a curated record. NCBI's taxonomy places the organism in Eukaryota, Fungi, Basidiomycota, Tremellomycetes, Tremellales, Cryptococcaceae.
AUGUCAGACAACUCGAUAUUUAGCCCAUCUCAAGCGUCUAGUUGCGCAAAUUCUGUCGGUCUAUCAUGGGAAAGUUCCAAUUCGCCAGUGCCAAGUAAUGCCUCAUCAGCAACUUCGGCAAUUUCAGAUUCAGCCUCGACGGGCAUUCCUAGUAUCUACUUCAAUCCCAAUAUCAGCAGUUCAUUCAUUGACUCUAAUGAAGCUUCACCUUGGGCACCUCUGUCCAGAAGCGUCGAUAGCUCCUACCUAGAGAGAUCCCCGUUCAGCUAUGAACGCAAUUCAAGUAAACAUUCCUCGAUUGCCAACACUCCUACAUCCUCAGCGUUGAUGCUGUGUGUUGACGAGUCGGAGUGGAGCAUAUCAAGUCGGAGUAAAACCACUUUCGAACAGAUCCUGGGUGAAAAUUAUGACUUUCGAGAAGGCUUGCCCUCGCCGUCAAUAGCUUCGACUGCAAGCUCUAUGUGGGAUAAGUCAAGAACGUAUCUUAGUAGAGUGACAUCAAGCAUCGCUGGAGCUUUCUCAGACAGGUCAGCUGAUGCUCGAAAGCGGUUCGACUCGAACGCCGGCACUGGAAAUGUGAGGGACUUCGAGCACAGCCCUGGUCUUCAGGCGAGAUUGGACGACUUCCUUGGACGGAGUCGAUGA